Molecule: messenger RNA, 1731 nt
Organism: Fimicolochytrium jonesii
Lineage: Eukaryota; Fungi; Chytridiomycota; Chytridiomycetes; Spizellomycetales; Powellomycetaceae
Product: kinase-like domain-containing protein
Exons: 7
Coding region: 1-1731 (576 amino acids)
Biological process (GO): intracellular signal transduction; protein phosphorylation; regulation of MAPK cascade
Cellular component (GO): cytoplasm
Molecular function (GO): protein serine/threonine kinase activity; ATP binding
Source: RefSeq, a predicted model, not a curated record
AUGUUCACAAACGACACUAGGAUAGAGAUCUCGUCGCCGUACAACCCUGUACAUCUUACGCAUGUUGGGUAUAAUCAAGAUACGGGAGAAUUCACCGGGUUACCAAGAGAAUGGCAGACGUUACUACAGGAAGCCGGGAUCUCGAAAUCAGAACAACAGGCCAAUCCGCAGGCCGUGAUAGACAUCAUGGGCUUCUAUUCGGAGACCAACGCCGGAACCCAACUGGCCGACCAAUACGUAUGGUCAAAGUUCAACAACCCAUACGCGCAGCAGGUGAACCCGGGACUUGCGAAAGGAAGCCCUGCGCGGUCACCGCGACUGAGUCCCGAAGGGAGCCCGAAACCACCACCAAAGCCUGCGAUGAAGAGGCCGAUCAUUCCUGAACGGCCAGCACAUACUCUCAGCAUUUACUCUACGGAUAUAAGGCCACCACCGGAAAAACCGCCACUUGGCGCGAGUGUACCGCCUCCCAAACCUGCCAGUAUGUAUCAACGCGCUCUGGUCCAUCCUGUUUCCGAUGUAAUAACAACUUCUGCUGCAUCAGGAGGCACAGCCGACACCUCCAGCGUCGUCACUCCCUCCGUAGACAUCAAGCCACCAAGCGGCACGGUCGCGCAACGCAUGCAGCAAUACGAGCAAGCAGCCAAAACAAGCCCGGGAACAUCACCUAAGCUUCCCAAGAAAGUGCUACCAGCAAAGCCAAAAGUCGAGCUCGCACCGAAAGCGGGGUCGCUCGAAUCCGUAAACGGGAAAGAUGUAGCAGUCGUGGCACCGGCGAAGGUUGGCAGCACAGAUGACCUGCCUAAGCCCGUUGGCAGACCGCCACGGCAACGGGCAGGUACCUCCGACGAUAUCAUUGAUCGCCUUAAGGUCAUUUGCAAUCAGGGUGAUCCGACCAAGUUGUAUCGCAACUUGGUCAAGAUUGGACAAGGUGCCUCUGGCGGUGUCUUCACUGCCUACCAAGUGGGCUCCAACAAUGCUGUUGCGAUCAAGCAAAUGAACUUGGAGCAGCAGCCAAAGAAGGAUCUCAUCAUCAACGAGAUUCUGGUGAUGAAGGGAGCGAGACACAAAAACAUCGUCAAUUUCAUUGAUAGUUUCCUGUGGAAAGGCGAUCUCUGGGUGAUCAUGGAGUACAUGGAAGGUGGAUCACUUACGGACUGUGUGACCGCGAAUUUCAUGACGGAAGGACAAAUCGCGGCAGUGUGUAAAGAGACCUUGGAGGGGCUCAUGCACCUGCACUCGAAAGGUGUUAUUCACCGUGAUAUCAAGAGUGACAACAUCUUGUUGGGUCUGGACGGUCAAAUCAAGCUGACCGACUUCGGCUUCUGCGCCCAACUAAACGAAGAUCAAACCAAACGCACCACAAUGGUCGGCACCCCCUACUGGAUGGCCCCCGAAGUCGUCACCCGCAAAGAAUACGGCCCGAAAGUCGACAUCUGGUCCCUCGGCAUCAUGGCCAUCGAGAUGAUCGAGGGGGAGCCGCCGUAUCUCAACGAGAAUCCCCUGCGGGCGCUGUACCUGAUUGCGACGAAUGGGACCCCGUCGUUGCAGAAUCCGGAGAGUUUGAGUCCAGUUUUCAAGGACUUUUUGAAGAUGGCGCUGGAGGUCGAGGCGGAGAGGAGGCCGAGUAGUGUUGAGCUGUUACAGCACCCCUUCAUCAAGUCAGCCGAACCACUACGCAACCUCGUACCGCUCAUCAAAGCUGCGCGCGAAUCAGCAAAGAAGCACUAA